CAAAGGUUGGAUUAUUUGCUUUGGCGGUUUGCUGCGAUUGAAACCGCAGGCAAAAAAUCCAAACUGUAACCAAAACUUUUUUGCGGAUCUCCGCUUGGCACGCCCAGCAUUGAAUGUGGGGUUCUGGUGCAGCUUAGAUGGUCCGUGUGUACUUGACAGAUUGGUGAGCUUCACUCAGCCACACGCAUUUCAGAGAUGUAGCUGUGGCUGGUGCAACUGAAGGGCACGGUGUCAGUUGGGCACCGAGUUCUGCCAGUCUACUUUAUGAGGGCGUCACUGCUGCCUGGUGGGCAAACAAAAGAGAGCAACGGACAUUCUACUGUGUACCUAUGAUCAAGCUUAUCAACGCGACGAAGGGUUUGGAGUCACUCAAUUGAAAGAGAGUUGGCGUGGCGGCACGGACGAUAGAAUGCCCAACCCCAAAUCCCGAAUUCAUCUUUUCGACAUUCCAUCAAAGGAUGCAUCAAAACCUCACCAGCAACACACAAACUAUCAGAUCAUGCCUGGAACGCGUCUAGUCAUUUAUUUCACCUUCAGAAAUUAAUGUUGGUGACCUGUUUUGCUGGGUCACUGCAUUCGCGUCAUUAUCGCGUAUCCCUGUUCACUUAGCGCCAUUUGCGACCCAGCACCGCAGCUGUUUCAGCCUGUCGCCUCUGGUCGCAGUUGCCAUCUUCUUUUCGCCAUGGCCAGGAUGGUAGGUACGAGAAAUCAAGAUUCCAUCCAUCGAGAGCCGUUGAGAUAACGAGAUAUUGCCGUGGUGUUGGUCCAUCCUGGUGAGGGAGCCGAAAGCGUCGGAUUGGAAGUUGCUGGGCCUAUAGUCUGGUGUAAGUAAAUUUCGAAAAAAAGGUCGCGGUACAAAACCACGCCGAACCCCCCCCAAACUGACCAACCAGCGCCCGCCAAAGCAUCCCCAGCCACCGACCAUCAAAAGGCCACCCUCCCCGGCUCGAGUUUUUCCACCUCCGAGCAACACUCUCUGGCAAGGCUAGCAACCCCAAGCCUAUAAUUCUCAGCCUUUACCCCGGCCGACUUUUUUCGCCAAACUGUGAGUGGUUGCCAAUUUUCUCCUUCGCUUUUUAUCUUUUGGGGUUCGCGAUCCAACGCGUGUGCACGUCCCCAUCCACCUUGCCCACUCCCCGCCGCGCGCCCAAUCGUGUGUCUUCCACCAUCCACGUCGUCGUCGACAUCUCGCCGUCGCAAUUUGGACAACCUAUCAGCUCCAAUACAAUAAACCAUCCCAUUUAUUUCAUCAAACGACUUGUCUCUCAACUUGUCCCCCGACGCGCCGCUUCGAUACGCUUUGACUCGGCCAUGCGUUGCUAAUUCAACGACUCCUUGACCUAGCCGAUUUCAUGUCGCGUCGUUCCUGAAUCCAGAAAUCCCCAAAUCCCGAAUGGCAGUUAUGGCCACUCAGCAAUCAGAAGGCGCGGUUGUUGGCGAAAAGCCUGUCGCCAGCUCGCUGGAGCUCGAGAAGGAUGCGCGCAAUGGCGGCGCCGAAGUGAAUGGCCACACUUCCCCCGAAGCCCCAAACCACACCGAAAAGGACGAGACCGACUCCAAAAAAAGCCACAACCAAGAAGCUUUCUCAACAAACAGUGCACUGAAAAGCGAGUCGGCCGAUGCCAGUGACAAACCAAUCCCAGACGUUCCCACAGAUGCAAAGGAGGCGCCCAAGGACGCCGAGCCCGUAAAGAUGGACGUCGCGACUCCACCCGACACAGAAAUGCCGGAUGCACCACCAAGUCCAGCUGCCGAGGUGAAGCAAGCCGAGACACAAAUCGAGCUUCCAGCCGAAGUCGCUCCCGACACACAAUCUGCGGCUCCAUCGAAAGAAGACCAGCCAGCCAAGCCGCCCACGCCUGACGCCCUGAUCACAUCUGACGCAAAGAACGAGGCUCCGACCAAAGCCAUGUCCACUUCGGUAUCUCCCAUGACCAAGACGGCCCCUACCCCCCCAGCUACCGAUAAGGAGGAAGAUGUGGUGAUGGCAGAUGCGCAGGUGACCGCCGAGAGCACUCAAGAGACGCCUGUUUUCGCAACUGUCCCGGACGUGAAGCCGAGCAUCGAGAAGGAUCCAGCUCCAGCGUCGCCCUCCAAGGCAUCUCCUCCAAGCGCGACGGCCGAUACCAGCAUGUCUGACCUGGCUGCGUCUGCCAAGGUGUCGCGUGAACGGGAUAUCGACAGUGAGGAUGAACCAGUUGCCAAGCGCACCAAGGUUGAUCAUUCCAUCGAGGCGAAGAACAAUGUCAACCCCCAAGAUCGCAUGGAUGUCGACCGCCAGUCAGCUCCCCGGGCCACACCCGCGCAGGCUGCGAACGGAAGACCCAAGUAUCUCAAUGACGAUUCUCUCAACGACAAUCCCAUCACAGAUUGGCAGAACCGGCAAAUUCGUCAAGUUCUUGCAGGUGUCAAAAAAACCAAGGUGGGCGGCAACUUUCGGCAAUCGGUUCAGCAUCUGUGGCCCAUGCUCUGGCCUGAUUACUCCGCACGGAUUGCCAAUCCUAUUGAUAUUUCGGCCAUGGAGAGACGCUUGCGUGGGGACGGGCAGAGCUACAAGAAUCUUGGCGAGUUCAAACGGGACUUGAAUCUGUUGGUGGAAAACGCCGUCAGCUUCAACGGCGAGGCUCACGAAGUGACUGUGCAAGCCAAGGGCUGCCGUUCUGCUAUUCUCGACCGUCUCUCCAAGGUCCCUGCCGCUGAACCUGCCCGCCCCGACAAGAAGGACAGCAUCAAGCAUCACAAUAUCCGCCAUGCCGAACCCCGCUCUGCCGUCCACCAGUCUUCCACCGCCACGCCCCGUCCCCCAAAACCGGCGGCCCCAGCCCCCAAGCCCGCUGUCGAGAACCCUGCUUUUGCCAUCCCUCCCGGCAACAACGGUAUGCCGCUCAUUCGGCGCGACUCGACCAAGGUUGACAGCCGCGCCAAGCGCCCCGUCAAGCCACCUCAGCCAAGAGAUGUCUUUACCGACAAGCGCAAGAAGAAGCUCCCCCCCGAGCUUCGGUUCUGCGAUGAAGUUCUCACCGAGCUGAGGAAGACCAAGUAUUACGAUUGCAACGGCGCCUUCCUUCAACCCGUCGACGUCGUCGCUCUGCAAAUCCCCACAUAUUACAAGGUCGUCAAGAAGCCCAUGGACCUUUCCACCAUGGCCAACAAGCUGCAUUCUGGCGAGUACGCUUCGGCCAAGGACGUUGAACGAGACUUUGACCUGAUCGUUAAGAACGCCAAGGCCUUCAAUGGAGACGACCAUCCCGUCACCAUUGCCGGCUACAAGCUGCAGAGUCUCUUUCGCGCCGAGAUGAAUCGUAAGGAUGAGUGGCUCGCCCGCAACGCCCCUCCCGAAGUGAUCAACACAGCCAGCCCGCGGGUCAAAGACGAGUCCGACGACGAGCCCUCGGACACGGAACCGGAGCCAGAGCAAUCCGAGGAGAUCACUAAGGCCCAAACCAAGAUCACCAGCAUCCAGAAACGACUCGAUGACGAGCAAAAGAAGCUGUCCGAGAUGAUCAACACUGGAUCGGCAAGCGAAGAGGAUGUUGACAUUUCUCACUCCAUCAUCAGCACUUUGCAGAAGCAACUGAUCCGAGAGAGGAACAACCUCAAGGAGCUGACUGCCGCCGUCAAACCGGCAAAGCCAAACAAGCCUGCCAAGUCCAAGAAGACGCACCAGCACCUUGGCGGCGUCACCAAGAAGGCCGCUGCCGCAGGAGGAGCGGGCGGGGGUGGCCAUCAUGCCGCGGGAGCUGUUAAGAAGGGCCCCAAGAGACCGCCUCCUAAGAAGAAGAUCAGUGAGGCUGAGAAGGCUGUUAUCACCGAGCAUCUGAGCGAGCUGGACGGUGUGCCCUUGGAGCGGGCCAUCGAGCUAAUCAAGAGGGACACGGGACAGGGAGAGAAUGAGUCGGGCGAAUUGGAACUUGAUAUUGAGCAAGUCUCCGAGGAGGCCCUGGUCAGGCUCUACGAAAUAAUAAUCAAGGCCCACCCACACUUGAAGGUCGAGAGGGAGAAGAAGGUAGUGGACAAGACUUGGGGCCAGGCGGCGGACCAUCACCACUCCAACAGCAAUGCCAAGUCCAAGUCGGGCGCUGCGUCGGCGGCGUCCAAGUCCAAGAAGAACAAGCCCAUGAGCAAGUCGGAGCAGGAGCGCCGCAUUCAGCAGCUCAACGAAUUGAGAGCACAAGCUAACCGCAACCAAUCCGGCAGUCAGGAGCCAAUGGAGUCGAUUGAGGGAACAGGCAGGGCCUCAGCCGAGCCUCCCACGGCGGUCAAUGCCGACAGUGAGGACGAAGUCGAUUCCGAAGAGGACUAAAGAGCGCCGUCACUUGUUCAGUGUGACACAUGGCCAACCACUCUACCAUCAUACCUAUCGCCAUGUUACCUCUUCUUGGGUUUCUCCAGCAUCCACAUCAUGUGUCGACGGACCUGGCCUUUUAUUUUCAUCUUGGUACUUGACUUGGCCACCCCGAUCUCCGCCGAAGCGUGUGAUCUUGGUUACCUAGCCUUCGGCCACACAGUCAACCAGCUCCCUGUCCUGCCAUCCCUCAUCAGCGCUACCCCCCCGUUUGUGUUUGCCACUUAACCAACCGUUGUCGCCAAGGUCUCUUUAGCCUUUUGGCCUGUAGGAAUAUUUGUCUGUACCAUAUUAUUAACUUCCACGGUCUUGGGUCGCCGGCAACGUCACAGCACGUUGUGGUCAUGCGCGAUGGGUUCUCUUGCUCACGGUUACCACCAGAGCUUUGAGACGGCCAACAUUGUGGCCAUGAUUCACCGUCGCACCAUGGCGGGGAGUAGAGGAAUGAGAUGGCAAAUGGCGGCGUGUUUCCUCCUGGCUCCUUUGGAGCAGUUGAAACCUUUUCGGAGCAACUUUGCUCACUCAUCGGGCCCGGAUGGGCGGGGAAAUGUCUGAGUAGAGGUGGGGUUGUAAACCUUUGCAAGCUUUGCUGUCAUUGGACGGAGAUCGGUUUUUUCAGCAUAUCCAUCACUGAUAUCUUACCGACGACCCGGCAGCCGCAGCUUGGGGCUUAGCAAGAAAAGCAAAGGGGAGUCAUGGACUUUUUUUCGGGAGCAAUUUUGCGCUCUUCCUCAACAAAGCCUCACUGGGCCGUCUGCUUUUUCCAGCAAGACAGCGAAGUGGAGGAGUGAUAGCGGAGCCAAGUCCUCGUA
This is a messenger RNA of Podospora pseudocomata, 5157 nucleotides long. RefSeq names its product transcription initiation at TATA-containing promoter protein (gene BDF1). Bases 1394 to 4303 code for a protein of 969 amino acids. The record is from RefSeq and is a predicted model, not a curated record. Gene Ontology annotation, cellular component: chromatin; nucleus. The transcript has 3 exons. NCBI's taxonomy places the organism in Eukaryota, Fungi, Ascomycota, Sordariomycetes, Sordariales, Podosporaceae. Gene Ontology annotation, biological process: chromatin remodeling; regulation of DNA-templated transcription.